AUGGCCUGUAAAACGCCUGAGAAAUUUUUCAAACCCUUGAAAUCGCCCGCUUUGCCCUCAAACGCCAUGAAGGGUGCGCUAGCACUGGUUACAGGAGGUGGCACCGGGCUCGGCAAAGCGAUCGCCACGAUGUUUGCUGGUUUAGGUGCACAGGUCGCCAUUGCUGCCAGACGAAUGGACGUCUUGACGGCGACGGCUACAGAAAUCAAAAACAAAACCGGUGGAAUAUGUGAGGCUUUUCGCAUGGAUGUGAAAGAUCCUGUGCUGGUGUCAAAAACGCUCGACGACAUCGUUGAAAGGUACUACAAUAGUAAUCAAGUAGAGCUCUCAGUAAACUUUUUGGCCAGGAUGGAGCAGCUCCUAUAG
Molecule: messenger RNA, 366 nt
Organism: Ostertagia ostertagi
Lineage: Eukaryota; Metazoa; Nematoda; Chromadorea; Rhabditida; Trichostrongylidae
Source: the annotation of a GenBank genome assembly